Molecule: messenger RNA, 2043 nt
Organism: Eucalyptus grandis
Lineage: Eukaryota; Viridiplantae; Streptophyta; Magnoliopsida; Myrtales; Myrtaceae
Product: sulfoquinovosyl transferase SQD2
Exons: 11
Coding region: 58-1680 (540 amino acids)
Biological process (GO): glycolipid biosynthetic process; sulfolipid biosynthetic process
Cellular component (GO): chloroplast envelope
Molecular function (GO): UDP-sulfoquinovose:DAG sulfoquinovosyltransferase activity
Source: RefSeq, a predicted model, not a curated record
AGCCCUCUCUCUCUCUCUCUCUCUCUCUCCACAUUAUAUAACAACCCCCACCUCACCAUGUCCUCUUCUCUCUCUAUACCCCGCACUCUCUCUCCUCACCCGUCGUCCUUCCCUCCCCACAUCAUCAUCGCCCGCCCCCGCUCCGCCUGCUGCCCUUCUUCUUCUUCUUCUUCUUCUUCUUCUUUGUCAGUCCGCCCCGCGAGAUCCGGGCCACCCAUUUGCCUGCUCCCCCGGCCCGCCGCUAUAAAGGGUCCGUGGAGCAGCAGCAGCAGCGGCAGUAGUAGGAGGAAGAGGAGGAGGAGGAGGGAGGUUCGCGUCGAGAUGACCAUCAGCGAGCUUAGGAAGGAGGAUGAGGAGGAGGAGGAGAGGCAGCGGCAGCGGCAGCGGCGGGAGGAGGAGGAGGAGGAGGAGGGCCCUCCUCCGUUGCUCGAUCCGGAGAGCAACUCCAGGCCCCGUCGGAUUGCGCUCUUCGUCGAGCCUUCUCCUUUCGCAUAUGUAUCAGGCUACAAAAAUCGGUUUCAGAAUUUUAUCAAGUAUUUGCGUGAAAUGGGAGAUGAGGUGAUGGUUGUGACUACACAUGAAGGAGUACCUGAUGAAUUUUAUGGAGCUAAGUUGAUCGGAUCACGGAGCUUUCCUUGUCCGUGGUAUCAGAAGGUUCCUCUUUCCCUGGCCCUCAGUCCUAGAAUAAUUUCGGAGGUUGCGAAAUUCAAGCCUGACAUAAUCCAUGCAUCCUCACCUGGUAUAAUGGUUUUUGGUGCGCUUGCCAUUGCAAAAAUGUUGUGUGUUCCCAUAGUUAUGUCUUACCAUACUCAUGUCCCAGUUUACAUACCAAGGUAUACGUUCAGUUGGCUGGUGCACCCCAUGUGGCUGAUAAUAAAAUUUCUUCACAGAGCAGCUGAUCUGACUUUGGUGCCAUCGGCUGCAUUAGGGAAGGAACUCCAAGCCUAUAGAGUCACAACAGCAAACAAGAUCCGCCUUUGGAAUAAGGGUGUUGAUUCCGAAAGCUUUAACCCUCGUUUCCGUUCUCAAGAAAUGCGAUAUAGACUGAGCAAUGGUGAACCUGAGAAACCAUUGAUAGUUCAUGUUGGAAGACUUGGGGUUGAGAAGAGCUUGGAUUUUCUAAAAAGCGUGAUGGACAGGCUCCCCAAUGCACGGAUUGCUUUCAUUGGUGAUGGACCGUACAGGGAGGAACUGGAAAGGAUGUUCACUGGGAUGCCUGCAGUAUUCACCGGGAUGCUACAAGGCGAAGAGCUAUCCCAGGCGUAUGCAAGUGGGGAUGUAUUCAUGAUGCCUUCGGAAUCCGAGACACUUGGCCUCGUUGUUCUGGAGGCCAUGUCCUCGGGUAUUCCUGUGGUGGCGGCUCGCGCUGGGGGGGUCCCGGACAUCAUCCCUCCGGAACAGGAUGGGAAAACCAGUUUCCUCUUCAGUCCUGGGGACCUAGAUGACUGCAUGAGCAAACUCGAGCCUCUUCUGCAGAACUCCGAGUUGAGAGAAACCAUCGGUAAGGCUGCUCGAGAGGAGAUGGAGAAGUAUGACUGGAGGGCGGCCACACGCAAAAUCCGCAAUGAGCAAUACAAUGCAGCCAUCUGGUUCUGGCGCAAGAAGAGGGCACAGCUGCUCAGGCCAAUCCAGUGGCUAGCGAAACGGUUCUUCCCAUCGCCGGAAGCGACAUACAGGUGAUGAUGACGAUGCUGCUGCCGCCUCAAUUGUAAUGUUUGCAUUUGUGACACUCUGAAGAGGCAUUUGAUCUGUCUGUUGAUGUAUCUGUAGUGUCCUCUUGUUUGGGAUAUGUUCAUUUGUUGUAUAAGGGGGACCAUAAAGUCGUGGUCAUUUGUGACAUCAAAAUUUAUCAACAAUGAUGUCAUCUCAGUCUGCAAUUCCUUUUCUUUUUUCUUUUGCCCCUUUACGUCUCUUUGACAUUGCUCAAGAUGGCAGGCUCCAGCAAAGUUAAUAUAGGAGAGCGCUCAUUGUACUGCGGCCCAAGGUGUGGCUGAAAGUGUUUCAAUGCAAAAGAGGCCCGAAUGGGCCUGGCAAUCAUGGAUA